GUAGUCCGCCGCAUCCGGGUCCGCGGACAAGGAUGAACGGCGACUUCCAAGAUGGCGGCGGAGGGAGGAGGGAAGGAGACCAACGACAUUAAAACUCAGUUCACCACACGGGAAGGGGUCUACAAACUCCUCACGCACUCCGAGUACAGCCGCCCGAACCGGGUGCCUUUCAACUCGCAGGGUUCCAACCCCGUCAAGGUCUCCUUCGUCAACGUGAACGACCAGUCGGGCAACGGCGACAGGGUCUGCUUCAAUGUGGGCCGGGAGCUCUAUUUUUAUAUCUACAAAGGUGUGAGAAAGGCCGCCGACCUCAGCAAGCCCAUAGACAAGAGGAUAUACAAAGGAACGCAGCCCACCUGUCAUGACUUCAACCCCCUAACAGCCACCGCUGAGAGUGUGUCCCUACUAGUUGGCUUCUCGGCAGGCCAGGUGCAGCUCAUAGAUCCCAUCAAGAAGGAGACUAGCAAGCUCUUUAACGAAGAGAGACUCAUCGACAAGUCACGAGUGACGUGCGUACGAUGGGUUCCUGGUUCAGAAAGCCUCUUCUUGGUGGCUCACUCGAGUGGCUCCAUGUACUUGUACAAUGUGGAGAACACAUGUGGGGCAGCAGCGCCGCAUUACCAGCUCCUCAAGCAGGGGGAAAACUACGCCGUGCACACAUGCAAGAGCAAAUCGGGCCGCAACCCCUUACUGCGUUGGACGGUGGGGGACGGGGCGCUCAAUGAGUUCGCCUUUUCCCCAGACGGAAAGUUCCUGGCCUGCGCAAGCCAAGAUGGCUAUUUGCGGGUGUUUGGUUUUGAUGCCGCUGAGCUGCACGGCACCAUGAAGAGCUACUUCGGAGGCUUGCUGUGCGUGUGCUGGAGCCCCGACGGGCGUUACAUCGUCGCGGGCGGGGAGGACGACCUGGUGUCGGUGUGGUCGUUCUCGGACUGCAGGGUGAUCGCACGGGGACACGGCCACAAGUCGUGGGUGAGCGUGGUGGCCUUUGACCACUGCACCACCAGCACGGAGGACGGCGACCCUCCUGCCGAGUUUAGCGGCAGCGACGAGGACUUUAACGAGCAGAUUCAUAUUAGGGACAGAGCCAACAGCGCCAAUUCUAGACUUUCCAAGAGGAACUCUACAGACAGUCGGCCUGUUAGCGUGACCUACAGAUUUGGGUCAGUGGGCCAGGACACGCAGCUGUGUCUGUGGGACCUUACUGAGGACAUCCUGUUUCCUCAUCUCCCGCUGUCUCGCACCAGGACUCACACUAAUGUGAUGAGUGCCACGAGCCCUCCAGCUACUGGACACAACUCAACAAGCACGAUAUCCACUGCCACCACUAAUCCCAGUGGCGCUAAUGGCAAAGACACUGUUAGCAACAGCAGCACAGGCGGCAACACGCCAAACUCCCUCCCAGGCACGCUGCCUCGCUCCAACAGCCUGCCACAAUCCCCCAACCCAGCAGGGGGCGGCAGCACGCCCAACAGCCAUGCUGGCAGCAACAGCAGCAGCGGCAGCAACAAUAACAGCGCGAAGGGCGGCAGCAUCAUCGACACCGCUCUGAUCGGCGCCGGGAAGUUCGCCACGCUGUCAAUACACGAGUCGCGUAAGGAGCGCCCGGAGAAGGAUCACAAGCGCGUGCACAGCGUCGGCCACGUUGGCAGCAAGAGCAGCGACAAGCUUAACCAGCUGAGCGUGUCGCGGGGGGCCAAGAACGACACAGCCAAGACGCUGGGCACCACUCUGUGCCCGCGCAUGGAGGAGGUACCGCUGCUGGAGCCGCUGGUGUGCAAGAAGAUUUCCCACGAGAGACUCACUGUGUUGAUAUUCCUGGAGGACUGUCUGGUCACAGCCUGUCAGGAGGGCUUUGUGUGCACGUGGGCCAGGCCUGGGAAAGUGGGCUUGCUGACAUCACAGAACAACCCCACCAACUCACCCAGUGGAACGGUCGUAUAGCCCCGCCCCCUUCAGCCCCUCUGCACCACGUCCGCCAGGGAGUCGCCGCUUCAUAGGAACUUGACGCCUUUCGUGUGCUGUGAAAAGGGUGCUAUCUUCCAAGUAGUAGUGCUUUAAAAUGGUAGAUGAAAGGGUUGCCAUGGUUAUUCUGCCGCUAGUUUUGUACAGCCUUCUUCUGUGGUUCAGCGUUGGUCGCUCAAAGGUGUUUUCAAGCCGCUGCAUAUUCUCUCAGACUUGAGUUCAUUCUUCCUUCAAAUCACACAAAGUGUAUUUGCACAAUUCUUUCUUCCUCUUAAUUCCUGGCUGAAGAACACAAGCAGAUUAGGAAGCACUUGGCUCAUCGGCGCCCCCUGUCUCCACGCUGGAUGCUGCAAUCAUGUUUUUCUUUUAUUAUUUAGAAAAAUAACAUUUGCACUUAAUAGUUUAAAGAGAACGGAUGUACUUUUUGUGGAGUGUUCAAAGAAAUAUAAAUAGAAUUAUUAAAAACCUUUGUACCGUUUAUUUUAAUAUUGUUUUCAGACGACACAGGCUCUGUAUUAUAUGUAAAUAUUGUACUUCAAUGAUUUAUGGAGAUGAUCAAUAGUUUAAAAGAGCCUCUUUUGAGAGAAUAGAGCUAUUUCUAAUACAGAAAAUCUAUACCUAAUCUUAAAAUUUUCAAUAUGCAGAUUUUUUUGAACUUUUGUUGUAUAUAAAGAGAAUUCAGGUGUAUUUUUAUUAAUGCAACAUUUGUUAUAUAGGAGAUCAUUUUAUCUAACUGGUAGGGCUGAAUAUUCGCCUGCCUGGAAGGAAGGCAGGACACUUUCAGCCAUAACUGAGCUCAGGUAAAACGCAGGAACACACGCCGACCAAAGUGUGAAUUGAUGAGGCGCGUUAUAAUUGUUAAAAACACUUAUAAAAUCAUGCUCUCGCUGGAUGUUGCUUUUGGAUGCGUGAGGGUGUUUCCCUACCGCCUGCACUGUGGGGAGAUUUGAACGGUGGCCGCCUUUUCCUCCAUUAAAACUGUUUGCAAGACUA
This is a messenger RNA of Nerophis lumbriciformis (worm pipefish), 2955 nucleotides long. RefSeq names its product WD repeat-containing protein 20-like. The record is from RefSeq and is a predicted model, not a curated record. Gene Ontology annotation, molecular function: protein binding. Lineage: Eukaryota; Metazoa; Chordata; Actinopteri; Syngnathiformes; Syngnathidae.